Closterium sp. NIES-65 is the source of this 3750-nucleotide messenger RNA. The record is from the annotation of a GenBank genome assembly. NCBI's taxonomy places the organism in Eukaryota, Viridiplantae, Streptophyta, Zygnematophyceae, Desmidiales, Closteriaceae.
AUGGACAAGGUCCUCGUUUCGAGGUUGAAGGAUCUGCGGAUUCGGAUGAUCACAUACAUCAAGGAACACGUCGCACGAAAACGGUCAGGCCAUGUCGGAGUUGCUGCCAAUGCCUGUGACGACGACGCCGCGGAGGCCCCUUCGGCAUUCCAAGCAGUCGGGGUCGCCGACACCAGCGGAGAGGCCGGAGACGGCGUCGACAAGGCAGAUGAGAAGGCAGAAAGGUCUGUGGCGAGGACCGUGGAUCAGGAAAAGGAGGAGGAGGAUCGUGAGGAGCGUGAGCAGGGGCAUGGGCAGGAGGAGGAGGAGGAGGAGGAGGAGGAGGAGGAGGAGGAGGAGGAGGAGGAGGAGGAGGAGGAGGAGAAGGAGGAGGAUGAGGAGGAGGAUGAGGAGGAGGAGGAGGAGGACAAGGCGGCGGCGGCGGCGGAGGCCGUGGAGCAGGGUUUCGGGUCGGUGGAGCAGGUGGCGGAGGGGGAGAAGCAGCAAGAGGGGGAGGAGGAGGUAGAGUUCCCCUGGGUCGAAUUCGAGAUGGAGGAUGUUGAGGGAGCGGCGGCGGUGGCCGUGGAGGGAGCGGCGGCGGCCGUGGAGGGAACGGGUGGGAUGUCGGCGGAUGUUGUGUACGUACGAGGGGAGGGUGCCGAUGUGGAGAAUGUCGGCGUGGAGGAGGCGCACGUGGUCGGCAAUGUGGUUGGCGACGCGAAGGAGGAGGAUAACGCCGCGGCCCCGACGCCGACGGGCGUGGAGACCACCACAGGGAACGCAGGGGUGGAACGCCGGGGUGGAGCGGUAGAGGCGGGCCGUCAACCGGGUUCCUCAGCAGCUGGUCGGCAGGCAACGCCGGCCGUCGUCGCGCAGCUGCGACAGGAGAACAUGUGGCUGAGGGCUGAAAAUGCUCGUCUCGAGACGGCGCUCAGAGUGGAGAGGGGUCGGGUGGACAAGUUUGCGAUGGGGAUUGGCCACCUCGUGGACAAGCUCAGGUCGUUGGCCGACCAGGUCGCCGCCUCCGAUCAGGAUGCGUCGAGUCGGCUGAUGGAUGCGUCCUUGACCAUGGCGACGACCGUCACGGAGAACAUCACCGCCAACAUGGGUGAAGCAUGGGAUGCGAUGAAGGCGUACGCCGAGAGGGCGGAGUGCUGGUUGGACUAUCUAGAGAAUCCGGAGGGGUUUAUGGCGGAGCAACGUGCGAACGCGGUCGUCGCCAUGGGCAACCACGUGGACGAAGCGAGGAAGGGAUUGGAGGAAUACAUAUCGAAGCACCUAGUCGCCGCGCAGACCAACAUCGCCGCCGCGGUAACUCAACGCGUCGCCGUCCCGCCGCCCACGCCGCCCGCCCCACCGCCAGCCUUCCCGGACGAGCUCAUGAAGUUUUUCAAGGCGGACGUGUUGAAGGCGGUGACUGAGGCCACCGAGCAGUCGUUUGUUGCGUCCGGGUUAAACCUCAUGACCCAGGUGAUCGGCCAUCUGGCACCUGGUCGGCAUGGGUCGUCGCCGUCGGCCAAUGAGGCCAACAAAAAGGGCGGCUCGCGGAGCAAGGGAGCCGACGGGAGCGGAGGUACGAGCGUGGUCGACCAGCUCAAGAAGAACGGGGCCAAGGUGAUAAGGACGCACAGCAAGGGCGAUAGAAUCAGGAGUGCGGAGGGGGGCCCUGCCGACCAGGUUGCCGCUCAAGAGGCUGGACCAACAGCCCCGCCAUUGGUCGCCGAGAAGCCGGCCAGUCUAGCGACCGCACCAACGGCGAUAGAUGGCGGCGCCAAAACCGUCAAGGGACCGUCCGGCGGAGUGGCGGGGACCACGUCGAUCCCCCGCAACCCCCCUGCGGCUAGCAGCGCGCCGAUCGCCCCGUCAGCCGCCAACAACGAUGGGCCGUCCCUUGCGGCUUCUCCAGCACCAGCAGGCACGUCUGGCGCCAAGGUUGACGCGGUGGAUGCUGCGGCUAACCGCGCUGGUCCGUCCGCCCCAAAGGCGAAGGCGCUCAGGGAGAUGCUCAGCCGCAUGGAGACCCAUCGACAGGACGUGCAGCAGCCUCCCGUGGUCGGUACCCCGCCGGCCACAACAGCACGUCGCUCGGUCACUCCCCAUGUCGCCGCCACAACGUCCAGUGUCCCACCUACCGCGCCUAUCGUCGCCGCCCGACCUCCUGUGGACCCAAAGUCCGAGUUGCUUCGCGCCCGGUUAGGCGCACGUACUUUGGUAGCGCCCGCACGGGCUCAGCCUGUAUCCAGCUCAUGCGCGACGCCGACGUCGGUGACCGUAGGUGCAUACACACUCGGUGCGGCUACUGUCGAGGCGGUGGUGGAGAAGGGCGUGAGUGCAGCGCUAGCCACGGGCGGCAGAUCUGUUGACCCUGCACAGGCGGCGAAGGACCACAACGACGCCGAUAUCGCUGCCAUCCAGGACCUGUUGGAAGCCGUAAACCGCCCCAAGAAGCCCCCUGUGCUGGCCAUCUUGGACUCGGCGAGUCCCACCGGUUGUACAGCGGAGCCAAAGACGACCACUGCUGCGGUCGGCGCGGGAAAGUCGAAACGGAAGGGGACGGUCGACGCAGGGAAAGCGAGGCCGAGCUCGAAGAAGAAAACACGGGCGACGUCGGCGAUGGUGAAGUCGGUGGAGAAAGGACAGGGGAUGGCGACGGCGAUGGUGAAGGAGAAGGCGGCGGAGAAAGGGAAGGAGAAGGAGAAGGAGAUGGAGGAGAAGAAGAAGGAGGAGAAGAAGGAGGAGGAGGAGAAGGAGGAGGAGAAGGAGGAGGAGAAGGAGGAGGAGGAGGAGGAGGAGGAGAAGGAGAAGGAGGAGGAGAAGGUGGAGGAGGCGGAGGUGGAGGAGGAGAAGGCGACGACGGAGGAGGAGAAGGUGAAGGUGAAAGAACGGAAGGGUCAUGGCAUCCGCCACGACGCCACGGGCGACAAGCAAGGGUGGGUGGGCGAGAUUAAGGUGGUCGGGAACAAGAGCAGAUACAUCGGCAAGUCCCGCGAGAAGAUGGAGCUGGCGUACCUUCACUCGAUUGUGUACCUCCUGUACGACGGUUACGUCAGCAAGAUCCUCAUGGCCGAGCUCACCGGCUUGGAGGAAACAGUGAUGAAGCAGUGGAGGGCGGUGUGGAAAGAAGUCCGGUUCUUGCCGACUGGGAUGUGGACGGUGAUACGGGCACGGGGCGCGUUCCUCCCAAAGACACGGUUCGAUGAUAUCCUCGGGAAGUAUCGAGCGUACAAGACAUCAGGCGAUGCGCACCACGACGCGCUUUUGCCCGCGAUCUGGUUCCCCGUCGAUGCCGACACGAAGGAAGGGAAGCAGAAAUCGGAUGCAAUGAUGUCGGCCAUGAUUGAUCGCGUGUCCUUGUGCGCGGCGUAUGGGAAGGUCGCUGCAUCUGCGGCGAGAAAGGAGGGCGACACGGAUGAGACGACGGCGAAGGUCGCACAGGCGCUAUCGGCCUCCGCUUGCGCCCUGUGGUGCUUAGUCGAGGGCGACGGCGCCCAGGUGGCUGAUGCCGUGCGCGAAGGGAAGGCGGCGGCGAUGUUGGUCGGCGCGAGUGAGAGUUCCGCGGCCGAGUUCAAGAAGGUCAUGACGGCGGUGCUGGAGGCCGCGAUCAGCAGGCAGCAACCCCUCGGAGAGGUUGCGCACAACGUCGCACCUGCGCUGGAGUCCACCGCUCUGGCCAAAGCCUAUCCGGGGAAGAUCGGCAUCGCGGUGCCGCUUGACGCGCAGAUGGAGUACGAUAUCGAACACAGGGGGAGGAAGAGGCAGAGGGGCAAGUAG